AUGGAGCAAUUUUCGCACGACCUGACGUUGGCGUUGGAGGAAACUUCCCGUACCACUUCGAGUAAGGUGCGAUGGGGAGUGCGUCGUCGGACGCGUUCGACGGGAAAUUUGCCUUGUGCACCACAACCGACAGAGGAUAGCUCCAGCAGUCCAACUGAUCCACCGGCAUGCAACAUGGUGAUGAACCAAGCCGAUUCGCCCUAUCUCAGUGGUAGUAACAACAUCGUCCAGAGUGAUUCGGACGACAGACAUUCCGUAGCGUUUACGUUCAAGUUGCGCCAGACGCCACUUUCGGGAAACUUCGAGUCCGAUUCGCUGAACGAAAACUUCAGCCCUGCUAGGCCGAACAUGCGUCGAAAGCGAAAGUACAAACGUAUGGCCGUAGAGUAUGAGACGACACCGUCCACACCGCAUAUCGGUGUGAAUCCAUUGUUCCCCGUCGCUGGUACGGUGAAGAAGCGCGUUUUCAAACACUCGACGUGCCCGGAUAGUUUUAGGAGCACGAUGCUUUUUUGCGGCAAAAGAAAGCGCAGUCAGCGCGAUCGUGGAGGUUUGGAUUAUGACUUCUGCAAGCAGCAUUCCAGCAGCGUACCGAGACAGCGGGAAUUUUUUGGACCGAAAGGGUCGUCCUACAGCGAGUACAAGAGUCGCAAUCGUGCCGCCUCGUUCUCUGCCAGUAUGAUGAAGUGUGAAAGAAUACUACCGCUGAAUAAGACUGUCGUCUCAAAGAUCGAAAGAAUAUCAGCGGACAGGGAUCGUGAGCGGUCAGCCUUGCUAGAAGCUUCACGAUCUACCGCUGUAGUUCCUCCGUCUGCUCCAGUUCCCGUACCGACCGGUGGAGAGUUUAAUUUUUCGAUCCCGUUGCAGCAACAGCAGCAGCAGUUGCUUCCGGUAGGAAAUCUUCCACAGCCAUCUGUAGCAAUGCCACUGGAAGGUGGGGUGAUUUUACCAUUACUCGGAAGCCAAGGUCACAAUGACGAGAAAACAGCUCAGCAUCAAAUUGUUGCUAUCGGUGCAAAAAGCACUUUCGGUGUUCCGCUAAGUCAAUCGAGCAUGGCUGGAAUGACGCCUUUGGUAUUGCCCACGAACAGUUUAAAUUCGCUUCGGCAGCCCGACGUACCUAUGGUUGCAUCCACUGUAACGACAGCCUUAAUGGAACCUCUCGGAACAACGCAAACCGGACUGCUUCAUCCAGUGGAAUCAAAGCCAUUGUUGGCGCACCCUUUCGUUGAACAUAUUGUUGAGAAUUCCAUCAACUUCCAAUCUUCGUUUUCUGAAAUUGCCUCCUUACCACCGACCACCACAUCCGUCGCAGAACCGAUGAAGGCAGCAGUACUUGCAAAGACAAAAGCGAGCUACCCAAAAGAAAAGCAUCGCCAUCGUAAGUCUAAGUACAUCCGCAAGAAGCAAAUGCUCAUGAUGGCUGGCCCGGAAGGACAGGGUCAGCUGAUGGACUGUGCUGGACAGGUUAAUGAUUUCCUGAGCUCCAGCUCGCUCAGUUCGAGCGAUUCGGAGGCGGUGUUGGCAAAUGAGACGGAUCACGAAGGGGAUGACGAGCUGACGGAUUGGCCCGGCAAUGAGGCAAUGAUUACGUUUGCAUCGAAGCACGAUUUUCGCAAGGCAUAUCACGGCAAUCGUGCACCGGGAGCCAUUGGGACAUCUUCAGCAAUCGGGAGACCCAUCCUGCCGCAUGUAAACCAGCAGGCCGAACAUGAUCUGCCGGAUGAUGAUACACUGAUGUCGGCUGACGAGUUACUGAUAUCGGCAGGUGUUCCAAGGGGAAUAGUGGGUGAAAUCGCGAUGCAACCAGUAGGCUCAACAGUGGCUGGCAUCGGUUUGAACACUUUAGAUACAAAUCUGACGAUUCCUAUUGGGGCCGAUUUAUCCGCCAUGAGCUCACCGUUUCUAGUCAACAAUAUAGCGCCCGGGCUGCCGCUCGCUAAUGAGAUACGAGAGAUACGUGCCGGAUGUAGGAGAAUCCGUGAGGAACGGCCUGGCUUUUCUAUCAUAUCAAGUGUUAACGAGUUGUUAUCAAGGUUUCUUCAGGAUGACCAACAGCGUGAGCUGACACUGCACGACGUAGACAAAGCAGAACAUGAUAAGCUGCAGGAUCUAUGUAAGCUUUAUUCCCUGAACGCACAACAAUUAAGUGAAAACGGAAGUGUGGUAAUGCUGAGCAAGACCAGCAACACGAUGCAAUCGGUCCGAAUUGAUCAAUCAAAUCUACCGAAACGACUUGGAGAUUUCAAACGACGUUGCUACGGCAAUGCGGAAGCUCUGCAAUUUCACGACGGUGCUACCAGUUAA
Anopheles marshallii is the source of this 2307-nucleotide messenger RNA. RefSeq lists its product as uncharacterized. The transcript has 6 exons. NCBI's taxonomy places the organism in Eukaryota, Metazoa, Arthropoda, Insecta, Diptera, Culicidae. The record is from RefSeq and is a predicted model, not a curated record. The coding region runs from base 1 to 2307 and encodes 768 amino acids.